AUGACGUGGAGAAGCGAUAUUCGUGUUGUGGUUGGUUUAGAUUUCGGAACUACCUAUUCGGGAUUUUCUUAUUAUCAUUGCGAGGAUAAAGAUGUCGGAUGCAUCAAAGUAAAUCAUGAAUGGCCUGAAAAUACUGGACUGGGGAUAUUGAAGACAAAUACUGUACUUCAAUACAAAGAUGGCUUUGAGGAAGUUGAAUUAUGGGGUCAUCCAGCCUUAUGUAAAAAACCAAAUACGAAAGGCAAAGAUAAUGAAACAAGACCAAUAGAAUUAUUUAAAUUAUAUUUAGGUAAUUGUUUAGAUAAGCAUAAGCCAGUUUUGCCCGAACCAUUAAAUUAUAAAAAAGUGAUUACUGAUUAUCUUCAUGAAAUUGGAAAGCUAAUCAAAGAAACAGUUAAAUCGUACUGGAUACAUAUUAAGUUUAUGGAAAAUGUCCUUUUAAUUGCUACUGUACCAGCUGAAUAUUCAGAAAGUGAUAAGGCUAUAAUGAGAGAAUGUAUAUUCAAUGCUGGUUUGAUAGGUGACAUACAUUCGGAAAAAUUACAAUUUACAACUGAACCUGAAGCUGCAGCAAUUUAUUGUAUGCAUAGCAGCCUAAAGGAACAUGAACUUGCAAAACCCGGAACAAACUUCAUGGUCGUUGACUGUGGCGGUGGUACGGUAGAUUUAACAACACGUAAAUUAUUGGAAGAAAACCAAUUAGGUGAAAUCACUGAACGGGCAGGUGACUUUUGUGGGAGUACUUUUAUUGAUAAAGAAUUUAUAGAAUUACUAAAGCGUGAAGUUGGAAAUUCAGCCGUAAAUUCAUUUAUCAAUGAGCAUUAUGGUCAAUUGCAAUAUUUGGUUCAAAAUUUUUGUCAAGAUGUCAAGUUAAAGUUCACAGGAGAUGAUCUAAAUUGUAAAUAUGAGUUAGAUCUUGAAGCAUUAGCUCCUAAAUUAUUACCAUAUAUUACUGGUUCGGAGAGAGAUUCAAUGCUUAUAGAAGAAUGGAUGAUUGUUCUUGAUUAUAAAAUCGUUAAAUCUAUGUUUGAUCCUAUUAUUGAUAGAAUUAUUAAAAUGAUUCGUGUUCAAUUAAAUAAUUCUGAAAAAUGUUCAGCAAUAUUUUUAGUUGGAGGUUUCGGUCAAUCAAAAUAUUUACAAAAAAGAGUUGAGGAAGAAUUUAGUGACUUGGUAGAAAAUAUCUCAAUUCCGAAUCAACCUAUUGCGGCAGUUUUACGUGGUGCAGCAAUAUAUGGAAAAAGUUUACAAGAAUCAAAAAAUAUGAAAAAUAUGAAUAAUUUAAAAUGUGUUAUUGCAACUCGUGUAUUAACUUAUACAUUUGGAAUUAGAAUAUCUCCUUUAUGGGAAUAUGGAGAUCCAAUAGAUAGACGUAAAAGUGAUGGAAGAAUUCAUAAAUUUUAUUGUAUUGCAGAACGUAAAACUAUAGUUACAAUUGAUCAAGAAUUUAAAGUUGAAGACUUAAUUCCUAUUUAUUCAGAUCAAACAAGAAUGAGUUUUGAUAUCUAUUAUACAAAAGAAGAUACUAUUUAUUGUGAUGAUGAUGAACCUGGUAUGAAAUUACUUGGGAAAUUACUUAUUGAUCUUCCCGAUGUAGAAUUAGAAAAUAAAAGACCAUGCUCAUUUUCUUUAUCAUUUGGUGAUAUGGAAAUUAAAGCUAGAGCAUUUAAUCAAGUAAAUGGGCAAAAUUAUCAUACCAAAUUCGAAUUAAAUGUAUUAAACGAAUUAGAUGGUUCUUAG
Molecule: messenger RNA, 1737 nt
Organism: Rhizophagus irregularis DAOM 181602=DAOM 197198
Lineage: Eukaryota; Fungi; Glomeromycota; Glomeromycetes; Glomerales; Glomeraceae
Source: RefSeq, a predicted model, not a curated record